UGGAGCUCUAUAUAUAUUGAGAACAGAAUGGGAAAUAUUAUUGCAGCACUCAAGCAAAUAGAAGGUUGAUCGAUCUCGAUAUGGCUUCUAACCCAGGUCUGCUAACUGACUGGCCAUGGACACCCCUCGGCAACUUCAAAUAUGUGGUUUUGGCUCCGUGGGCAAUUCACAGUGUGUACUCGUUCAUGGUGAAGGACGAGAGAUCGAGAGACCUCGUCAACUUCCUCAUUCUCCCGUUCAUGCUUAUGAGGAUUCUUCAUUCCCAGUUUUGGAUUUCAUUCUCUCGUCACCGAACUGCCAAGGGCAACAAUCGCAUUGUCGAAAAGCCUAUUGAUUUUGACCAGGUUGAUCGUGAAAGAAACUGGGAUGAUCAGAUCAUCUUCAAUGGAGUGCUUUUCUACUUGGGAAACAGAUAUUUGCCUGGAAGCUCUCAUCUACCCUUGUGGAGAUGGGAUGGUAUAAUUUUGACCAUCUUGCUUCAUGCUGGCCCUGUUGAGUUCAUCUACUAUUGGUUCCAUAGAGCUUUGCACCACCAUUUUCUUUAUUCUCGCUAUCAUUCUCAUCACCAUUCUUCUAUCGUCACCGAACCCAUUACUUCUGUGGUUCAUCCAUUUGCGGAACACAUAGCAUACUUCAUGUUAUUUGCCAUCCCAUUGUUGACAUGUUCUUUUACGGGGACUGCCUCCAUCGCUUCUAUUGCGGGUUAUCUUAUUUUUAUCGACUUCAUGAACAACAUGGGACAUUGUAACUUUGAGCUCAUCCCAAAGAGGUUUUUUUCUUUGUUCCCGCCUCUUAAGUACCUUAUCUACACUUCCACUUACCACUCUCUUCAUCACACACAAUUUCGGACAAACUAUUCGCUUUUCAUGCCAAUGUACGACUACCUAUAUGGCACUACAGACAAGUCAACAGACAAUCUAUACAAGAGCUCGCUUCAAAGACAAGAGGACUCACCCGAUGUAGUGCACUUGACCCAUUUGACGACGUUGGAGUCCGUCUACCACAUUCGUCUUGGUUUUCGGUCUUUGGCCUCUAGACCCCAAAGUUCUAGCAAAUGGUACAUCCGAAUAAUGUUUCCCUUGACACUUUGUACAACCCUAGUCACCCGAAUUUAUGGACGCACCUUUGUGGUGGAAAGGAAUGUCUUCAAGAAUCUCAAAUUGCAAACUUGGUCUUUACCAAAAUUUACCCUUCAUUAUUUCAUGAAAUGGCAAAGGGAGGGCAUCAAUAGAUUCAUUGAGGAAGCAAUACUAGAAGCUGAUGGCAAGGGCACUAAGGUCUUUAGCCUGGGCCUCAUGAACCAGGGGGAAGAUUUGAAUGAAAAUGGUGAGGUUUAUAUCAAGAGGAACCCUAAUCUCAAAGUGAAGGUGGUGGAUGGGAGUAGCCUAGCAGUUGCAAUUGUCCUCAAUAACAUCCCAAAAGGUACAACUCAAGUCAUUCUAAGAGGCAAUCUAACUAAAGUCGCUCGGGGCAUUGCCAUGGCCUUAUGCCAAAGGGGUAUUAAGGUGACAACACUAUACAAGGAUGAAUACGAGAAGCUUAAAAAAAUGUUUCAAACCAAUCCCCAUAUUGAUAACUUGGCACACUUAGCAGAUUCAUGGGAUGACAAGAUAUGGUUAGUGGGAGAAGGACUGAGGGAAGAGGAGCAAAUGAAGGCACCGAAAGGGACAAUUUUCAUCCCAUUCUCUGGGUUCCCUCCAAACAAGCACAGAAAAGAUUGUUUUUAUUUCCCGACACCUUCUUUGCUUGUCCCCAAUCAUCUCCACAAUCUCGACUCUUGUGAGAAUUGGCUACCGAGGAGGGUGAUGAGCGCGUGGCGUGUGGCAGGGAUAGUGCAUGCUCUCGAGGGUUGGAACGAGCACGAGUGUGGCGACACAAUGUUGGAUUAUGACAAAGUCUGGGAAGCGGCUCUUCUUCACGGCUUCCAACCCUUUACUAGUGUUAUCCCAUAUUAAUUAAUUCAAUAAUUAAUUAUGAGUUCUACCUAUAUAUAUAAAUAAUUAUGGCAAUGUAAUAAUUUGUCUAUCUAAAAUUCUGGCAGUGUAAUAAUUUGUCUAUCAAAAACUGUGGCAAUGUUAUAAUUAUUUGUCUAU
This is a messenger RNA of Impatiens glandulifera, 2093 nucleotides long. Its product is annotated as very-long-chain aldehyde decarbonylase CER1-like. Bases 81 to 1955 code for a protein of 624 amino acids. NCBI's taxonomy places the organism in Eukaryota, Viridiplantae, Streptophyta, Magnoliopsida, Ericales, Balsaminaceae. Gene Ontology annotation, biological process: lipid biosynthetic process. Gene Ontology annotation, molecular function: oxidoreductase activity; iron ion binding. The transcript has 10 exons. The record is from RefSeq and is a predicted model, not a curated record.